Messenger RNA from Tarenaya hassleriana, 1640 nucleotides. Its product is annotated as F-box only protein 13. Bases 205 to 1458 code for a protein of 417 amino acids. NCBI's taxonomy places the organism in Eukaryota, Viridiplantae, Streptophyta, Magnoliopsida, Brassicales, Cleomaceae. Gene Ontology annotation, molecular function: protein binding. The record is from RefSeq and is a predicted model, not a curated record. The transcript is spliced from 2 exons.
UUCAAAAGAGGAGCGUAGGAAGCUUCCUCCUCUCUCUCCCUCUCCCCAAUGGCGCAACAAAUGUUCUCUCUUUAAAACCCCUAACCAAAGAUCCUCCCAGUGUCUGACCCCCUGUGUUGCUUUACUCUCUCUCCCUCUCUCUGUGAAGUCCAACGCUGCAAUUUGAGCUCUUGAGCCAGAAGAAGAUAAGCUAAAACUGAGAAGAUGGGAUUCUCAGGUUGUAAAAGAAAACGGCGAGAAGAUGAUAAAGAUACCUCAUCAACAGCAACUGGUUUCGCCAUGGAUGAGCUCAACGACGACAUUCUCGAGAAGGUCCUCUCAUGGCUUCCAACCUCGACUUUCUUCCGCCUUAGCUUCGUCUGCAAGAGAUGGAAAUCAAUGGCGGAAUCACGAAGCUUCAAGCUCGCUUGCUCCCAGAUUCGCUCUCGUGACCCUUGGUUCUUCAUGGUGGACAGCAACCUCUCUCUCUCCUUCCUCUUCGAUUCCUCCGACAGCAACUGGAGAAACCUUAGCCACUGUCCCUCUCUCCCUAACCGGAAUCUCAUGCCCGUCGCCUCCUCCGGCGGCUUACUCUGCCUCCGCCACGGCGUCUCCGGCGACUUCCUCGUGGUUAAUCCCGUCACCGGAGCUUCUCGUGAGGUCCCUCCUCUCAUCUCUCGAGAUCAAGAACCUCUUCACGCCGUUGCAAUGACGACAAAAUCUACUUGUCAUGAUCAUUCUUACCCUAAUUACAAGCUCAUCGCUAUCUCUGGAGAGAUGUCGAGACUCUCUUUCAGAGUCUACGAUUCGAGAUCCGGUUCUUGGGGCGAAGAAGAGAUCGGAUUUGCUAAGAACGUAGACGAUUUCGACAGUGGUAUUUCAUCUGAAUCCGAUUCCAAUGACGAGAACGGUACAGUUUACUUCCUGAGCAAGGCAGGGAAUGUUAUGGCCACCAAUCUUCAGCGAAACCCUUCGAAGCAAUACUCGUCAGUUAUAACCCUAAGAGACGGAGAAGAGAUCGUGUAUUUCUUCAGCCCUUCGGGAAGUAUCGUUUCCUGCAACAUCACGAAGAGAUCCUUCACCGAGCUCCCGAGGCUUCUGCCGCCAUUGAUGGAGUACUCCAUAGACAUGGUGGAGUGUAAUGGAAAUAUGUUUGUGAUUCUUCUGUCCGAAUUCUUCGAAAGCUCGAGCUUGAGGGUUUGGAGACUCGACGAGAAGAACAAGAACUGGGUUCAAGUUGCGAUGAUGCCUCCCGCAAUGUCGCAUGAGUUAUUCGGGAAAAAGGGCGACAUAAACUGUGUCGGAACACGUGGUAGGAUGCUCGUUUGCUUCAAUUCACCCGAGAUGUUUCGAUAUUUCACAUAUGAUUUGGUCGCGGACGAGUGGAGUGAGCUUCCCAGAUGCUUCAAGAAGGAUAACGAAGCUGCAGAUUUCGUUUCGGCUCUCGCGUUUGAGCCCAGAAUCGAGGUUUCGGUAUGAGUUCAGAUCAAUUCCGGUUUGUUUCUAUAGGUGUUUGAUGUUAGGACAAGUUGUUUUUGGUGGGUUUAGGGUUUGUUCAAGGCUGCUGUGUGUAUUCUUUUGAUGACCAGUUUGUAACAUUGGAUCUGUCUCACAUUUUUAUGUAUUAACAGUGAUUGUUCUUUAAACCCAUUUGAUCUUAA